AUGGUAUCCCCCCCUCCCGCACACCCCGUCGGUCUCGCCAACGGCAAGCCAAGAACGAGCGCAGAGGAUGCGGGGCUUUCGGAGGUCGAGAAGCUCAGGCGGGAUCUCGACGCGGAGCGGGAGGCCAAGAAGAGCCUGGAGGCCCAGUACCAGAACUUGGUGUCCAAGCUCACCACCAUGCGCACCACGCUCGGGAACAAGCUCAAGCAGGAUGCAGAGGAGCUCGAUCGGCGCGAACAGCUCGUGCAGCAGCUCACGGCUCAGAACGAGGACCUCGCCACGGCCGUCGAGACGAUGAAGACCGAGCUGAUCGCCUCGCACGAUGAGGGAGAGCGCACCGCGCGCGAGCUCGACUCGAUACGUAGCAAGGCGCUCGACGAUACCACCCAGGAGAGCAUGCUUCGCGAACGCGAGCUCCACGAGACCGUUGCCGAACUCGAGCGCUGCCGCAUAGAGCGCGACGAGUGGGAGCAGGCGGCGAUGCAGGAGCGCAUGUUCUCGGAGGAGGCAAGGACAAAUCUGGACGCGGCGAGGCGGGAUCUGGAGCUCGAGAGGGAGGCGAGGGAGAGGGAGGGUCAGGAACUGGACGCGGCGAGUUUGACGGCGGCGAACUUGCAGUCUGUGCUGGAGGACUUUCAGGCAGCCAAGGAACAUGAGCUGGACACCGCUGUCCGAGACUUCAAGACGCGGCUUGAUGAUACCACGAUGUCACUCGCAGAGUUCAAGCAACGUGCACUAAACGCCGAGGUUCGUCUAGAAGAAAACACUUCAAACGCAUCACGAACACAAGAGCUAGAGAAAGAUGUAAAAGAGAAAAACCUCCUCAUCGGCAAACUACGGCAUGAAGCCGUCAUCAUCAACGAACACCUCAUGGAAGCCCUCCGCCGUCUGCGGCGCACCUCGACAGACACCAACGUCGACCGGCGCCUCGUCACCAACGUCCUCCUCUCCUUCCUCACCACGCCCCGCGCCGACUCCAAGCGCUUCGAGAUGCUCUCCCUCCUCUCCACCAUCCUGCAGUGGUCCGACGCCGAGCGCGAAAAGGCUGGCUUGCAGCGCUCGGUCUCGGGUGGCGGCGGCGGGGGGCAGGGUGGGCUCGCGCCGCCGGACGCGGGGCGGCCGUCGGGGUUCUGGAGCCGCUCCGCGGCGGCGUCGCCUGCUACGAAAACUGUGGAUCUGGACAAGACGGAUGAGACCGAGUCCUUCUCGCGCCUCUGGGUCGAGUUCCUCCUCACAGAAGCCAACCAAGGCGAAUCGCCCACUGCGAAAUCGAUGCGCCCGAUGGGCUCCGUGCCCAACAGCCCAGCCCAGUCCCCGAGCCGGCUCGCGCUCUCGCCGGGUGGCGGCGGUGGUCACCAGGGCACGCGCCGGCUGGGCUCGCUCGCGAACAGCAGCGCGAUGGCGAGCUCGCCGAAUAUCCCGCUCGGUCUGCCACCACCGCCGUCGAGGAAGGGGAAGGAGAAGGAAGUUGUGCCUCCGGAUUCAUAG
Messenger RNA from Coniophora puteana RWD-64-598 SS2, 1488 nucleotides. RefSeq lists its product as uncharacterized. Gene Ontology annotation, cellular component: Golgi apparatus. The record is from RefSeq and is a predicted model, not a curated record. Bases 1 to 1488 code for a protein of 495 amino acids. Gene Ontology annotation, molecular function: small GTPase binding. Gene Ontology annotation, biological process: endoplasmic reticulum to Golgi vesicle-mediated transport; Golgi organization. The transcript is spliced from 6 exons. NCBI's taxonomy places the organism in Eukaryota, Fungi, Basidiomycota, Agaricomycetes, Boletales, Coniophoraceae.